Messenger RNA from Abrus precatorius (Indian licorice), 414 nucleotides. RefSeq names its product protein IQ-DOMAIN 1. Lineage: Eukaryota; Viridiplantae; Streptophyta; Magnoliopsida; Fabales; Fabaceae. The coding region runs from base 1 to 414 and encodes 137 amino acids. The transcript has 2 exons. Gene Ontology annotation, molecular function: protein binding. The record is from RefSeq and is a predicted model, not a curated record.
AUGGGUGUAUCCCACAAAUGGUUCAGAAUUGUUCGUGCCAAGUUCCUCAGAUCAUCCAACAAAGACAUAGUUCUCCCUCGCUCUAGCAUUUCCACCAACCAAUAUGAAGAAGCAGCCAUACUUGGGAAUAAAACAACCACCGCGGAACACUACAAUUUCCCCACACCAACAACUUCGCCAAACACCUUCACCCAGGAAGAUGUCGCCGCAAUUAAGAUUCAAGCUUAUUUCAGGGGACAUCUUGCGAGACGAGCAUAUCGGGCUCUGAAAAGCUUGGUGAAGCUGCAAGCAUUGGUUCGCGGGGUGUGGGUGAGGAGACAAUCGCGUAUAGCAAUGCAGUGUAUGCACGCACUUGUACGAUUACAAGUCAGGGUUCGUUCUCGACAGCUUCUUGGUAGCUUCAAUAAGGAUUAA